GACCCCCUUCCUCAAGGGAUAGUGGAUCCCCUGGUCAUUCUGUGCGUGGCCUAUCUCAACAGAGACUGUGUUCUGAGGGAGGCGGGGCUGUUCCGUAUCCCUGGCGAAGUCUCCUCCGUCAAGAAGAUUCGCUCUGACUACAUCAGAGGAGAGCCAGUUGACCUGAUGCAGGUCCUUGAUCCCCACACUAUCGCUGGGCUACUCAAAUACCACUUCAGAGAGUGGCGCGUGUCCAUCAUUCCCAGGGGGAAACCCCUCCAGGAGGUCACAGCUGCUGUGAAGGACAGAGAUGAGGAGAGAGUGAGGCAGGUACUGCAGGGUCUACCACGAGACAGUCUCGCCACACUCAGACUGGUCACCGAACUACUCUCCAAGGUUGUGGAGUACAGUGAGUGGAACAUGAUGACAUCGGGAACACUGGCCACCUCCUGUGGGCAGUCCUUCUUCCCCUACCUCCCUUCCAGCCCAGCCAACUCACUCCUCAAAUUCAUGGUCGAUCACGUCACCACCCUCUUCCCCGAGUGACCUCGCUCCCUCCCUCCCUCCCACCCUACCGCCAUUAUCCCGCCCACUUUUCUAGUUCCCUCUUCUUCUCUCUCUCUCUGUCAAUCAUCCUCUUCCCCUAGUGACCUCCCAACACUCUCUCCCUCUUUCUCCUUCCCUACUUCUCACCCUCUCACUCACAUUUUGAACAGUCAAAAUCCCACCAACUCACAAACGUUCUGAGUGUUAUUUAUGGGCAAUCAAUUUUUGUAACUCUCUCACUUUUUUUUUUAUAUUAUUUUUAUUGCAGCACAG
Geodia barretti is the source of this 798-nucleotide messenger RNA. Lineage: Eukaryota; Metazoa; Porifera; Demospongiae; Tetractinellida; Geodiidae. The record is from the annotation of a GenBank genome assembly.